AUGGCGUCCGACGAGCACUGCCUCAUGUGCUUCGAGGCCCUCGACGCCCACCUUGACGGCCGCAAGCCUCUGUCGUUGGAUCGGCUGCAGGCCUCGUGGGCGAGCUACGCGAGCACCCAGCCGGCGGCGUCACGCUCGUCCUUGAAGGAUCCCGCCCUGCGACGCGUCGCCGCCGAGACGGAUUCCUCGUCCUCUUCGUCGUCGGCAUCACCGGCGUCGGGUCCGACGCCGGCCACGUCCACGUCGUCGCUGCCGCUCGGGCCAACCUCGACGCCCCUCUUCGUCACCUGGAACACGGUCUCGGACGACGACGGCGCCGGCGGCGGCCAUGACGACGACGACGAUGACCGAUGCUUGCGCGGCUGCAUCGGCACCUUUGAGCCUCAGCCGCUCUCCGUCGGCAUUCCCGAGUACGCCGUCAUCUCGGCCGUCCACGACUCACGAUUCCCCCCCGUGACGAGGAGGGAGCUGCCGAGGCUGCAAGCCGCCGUCACCCUCCUCACCGACUUUGAGCAGGUCGAGGACCCCUACGACUGGCAGAUUGGUACCCACGGCAUCCGCCUCUCCUUCCACAGCGGCAACCGUCGCUACGGCGCCACCUACCUCCCGGACGUGGCCGCGGAGCAGGGCUGGUCCAAGGACAAGACGCUCUUCAGCCUCGUCCGGAAGGCCGGCUGGGUCGGGAGCCGGCAGCGAUGGAAGGACCUCGAUCUCAAGGUGACGCGGUACCAGGGCAAGAAGCACAGCAUGGCGUACCCGGAGUAUAAGAAAUGGAAGGACUGGGCCGAGGCGAGCGGGCAGUGA
Molecule: messenger RNA, 804 nt
Organism: Drechmeria coniospora
Lineage: Eukaryota; Fungi; Ascomycota; Sordariomycetes; Hypocreales; Ophiocordycipitaceae
Product: ammecr1 family protein
Exons: 1
Coding region: 1-804 (267 amino acids)
Source: RefSeq, a predicted model, not a curated record